Molecule: messenger RNA, 532 nt
Organism: Cuculus canorus (common cuckoo)
Lineage: Eukaryota; Metazoa; Chordata; Aves; Cuculiformes; Cuculidae
Product: protein regulator of cytokinesis 1-like
Exons: 5
Coding region: 1-432 (143 amino acids)
Source: RefSeq, a predicted model, not a curated record
AUGGCCGGUCUGCAGGAGGAGCUGGGAAGCCGGGUCCAGGCCUGGGAGCAGGAGCACGAGGGGAUGUUUCUGGUGAAGGGGCAGCAAUUGAUGGCAUACGUGUCGGAGCAGUGGCAGCUGUACCACCUGGAGAAAGAGAAGGAGAAGCAGGAGCGGCAACUGAAGAAAAGGCGCCAGAUAGAGGCAGAGAUGUUGUAUGGAAGCACCCCGCGCACACCUAUCAAACGGCGGAUGCUCGGCACCACCACUCCUGGCAAAGCGAGGAAGUGCCACUCCCAACAGCACCGUUCGUUCUGUUUUGGGGAAACAAUCUACCACUCACCAGUGACUCGCUUGCCACCUUCUGGAGUGAAGAAUCAGAACUGGGCCUCACAUCCUGGAGGGCUCCUGAAGCUUGAAACUCCUCUGGCACCUCAGAGCGACAGGCAGUGAAGGAGCGGUUUGGGGCAGCGGUGCAGAACGUGGUGGCGGAGGUGACUGAGGACAAGGCGCUGCAGCGGGCUGAGCGCAAGCGGCUCCAGGUGGAGCAGGC